Fusarium oxysporum Fo47 is the source of this 855-nucleotide messenger RNA. Its product is annotated as SDR family NAD(P)-dependent oxidoreductase. Gene Ontology annotation, molecular function: oxidoreductase activity, acting on the CH-OH group of donors, NAD or NADP as acceptor. The transcript has a single exon. Lineage: Eukaryota; Fungi; Ascomycota; Sordariomycetes; Hypocreales; Nectriaceae. Bases 37 to 855 code for a protein of 272 amino acids. The record is from RefSeq and is a predicted model, not a curated record.
AUACUCACAGCUUAUUGCCCACUCAGAUAAGCAGUCAUGUUGAUGCCAGCGGGUCUUCUCGCCAACAAGAGUGCCAUCAUCACAGGCGGCACAACUGGCAUUGGCCGUGCUAUCUGUCUCGAAUUCCUGCGACAAGGGGCGAAUGUUGUAGUCAAUCAUCUAGGCCUCGAGAAGGAUAAACCUCAUCUCGACUCUCUCAUCGCUGAGGCCGACGCUAUCCGCAAAGCAUCAUCCACAGCUGGUCUUCUUGAUCAUCAACCAGGCGAUGUUCGCGAUCCGGCGACGGCAACAGAACUGGUCAAGAAGGCCGUCGAGCACUCUCCCAAGAAGCGACUUGACGUGUGUGUGUCAAACGCUGGUAUUUGCACAUUUGCCGAUUUCCUGACGCUCGAGCCGGACCUGCUGUAUUCAACAGUGAGAACAAACUUGGAUGGUGCCUUUUACAUUACCCAAGCCGCCGCCAGGCAGAUGGCCCUCAACCAGGAACCUAAGGGAGGGAGUAUCAUAGGCGUUUCGUCUAUCUCGGCUCUUGUCGGAGGUGGCCAGCAGACACAUUACACUCCUACCAAAGCAGGAGUUCUGAGCUUGAUGCAGAGCACAGCAUGCGCAUUGGGAGAACAUAACAUCCGGUGUAAUGCUCUUCUCCCUGGGACCAUCCGCACGCAGUUGAACGAUGCCGACCUGGCUGAUGAUGCGAAGAGAACCUACAUGGAAGGUCGUAUCCCUCUGGGAAGGACAGGCUCACCCUCUGACAUGGCUGGUCCGGCUGUCUUCCUGGCUUGUCCAGAGCUGAGCGGAUACGUGACGGGCGCACAGCUUCUCGUUGACGGUGGACUCUUCGUCAACCUUCAGUGA